This is a messenger RNA of Saccostrea echinata, 1283 nucleotides long. RefSeq names its product dehydrogenase/reductase SDR family member 9-like. The record is from RefSeq and is a predicted model, not a curated record. The coding region runs from base 91 to 1065 and encodes 324 amino acids. NCBI's taxonomy places the organism in Eukaryota, Metazoa, Mollusca, Bivalvia, Ostreida, Ostreidae. The transcript is spliced from 5 exons.
GGCAGUACGGCGGCAGGGCCAUCAGACGCUGGACUGGAAGCUGGAAUAUCACCUCCCCCUUGGUUUGUGUUUCAGUAACUCGACAGCGCCAUGAUUGGGUGUGCCGUUUUCCUCCUGGCUAUACUUCUUCUUGUCUUCUGCUUUUGGCAACGUAUUCGGAGACUUCCGCUUCCGUACUACGAGGGACGUCACGUGGUUAUAACCGGAUGUGACACCGGGUUUGGAAAUAUGCUUGCAAAAGAGCUGGAUUCGAAAGGAUUUUCUGUGUUUGCAGGGUGCUUAACUAAUAAUGGAGAGGAGAAUUUAAAGAAAUCGUGUUCAAAAAAACUAAAAAUUUUUCCUUUAGAUGUGUCUGAUAUAAAGAGUAUUGAGAAGAUGUUGAAAUUUGUGACGUCACAUCUACCCGACGACGUGGGUAUAUGGUGCCUCGUUAACAACGCUGGUAUCGCAGGCAGUGUUGGUCCAAUCGACUGGCUUACAAGAAGUGAUUAUGAGAAAGUCAUGGCUAUUAACCUUUAUGGGAUGGUUGAUAUGACCAAUGCUUUUUUGCCUUUAAUAAGGAGAGAGAAAGGACGCAUCGUCAAUAUGACCAGUAUUUGCGGAAGAAUAACUCUCGCGCCGUCACCAUAUUGCGCAUCAAAAUAUGCAGCAGAAGCCUACUCCGAUUGCCUGAGGAGAGACCUUUAUAAAGAAGGGGUCACUGUUCACAUCAUAGAGCCAGGUUUUUUUGCCACCAAUAUUACAGAUCCUAAUAAAGGGAAGUCUGCCCUUCGGACAGCAUAUGAAAAAUGUGACCCGGAUGUAAGACACUAUUAUGGGGAACCAUACUUGGCGGAAUCAUUAGAAAAGGCACAGAAAUUCCUCAGUCUCGUCACGAACAAUAACUCGGGGCUGGUGGGGGAUGCCUACCUGAAUGCCGUGUGUUCGCGGUACCCCGCCCCCAGAUAUGUGGUGGGGUUUAGCGCCCAAGUGGUCUUCAGAAUCCUUUUGUCAUUACCAGAAAGUAUUUCAGAUUUUAUUUUGUGUUCAGCGCGACCGGUUCCUGUGAAUAUGGGAAAGCUGUAAUUUUUUAACGUUGUCAUUAUUUGGAAAUGCAGCUAAAAUGUUUAACUGUGAUAUUUUUAUUAUUAUUUACUAAUACACGUAUCUGUGGUAUGGUAGGGAGUUUAUUUGAAACUGAAAAAAAUUAAAAGGGUAAUAUAUUUUAGUGACAUUAUGUGGCAGUUUUGUGUAAUAUUAACACAUAUAAUAUGAAUAUAGUAAAGUCACAUCCACACAAUAAA